UCUCUCUUUCGCAAAAUGGCGGCUCCGGCACCCGCUGCGGCCCCGGCGCCCGCCGCCGCUCCCCCGGCUCCCAGCCCGCCGGCGGCUCCAGUUACCCCCCCGCCGCGCCGCCCCCCGGCCGCCGUCGCCCCGCCGGCACCGGCACCGCAGCCCGCCCCGCCGCUGUCCGCCGCGCUCUCGGGCCCCUUCCCCGGCGGCCGCGUGGUGCGGCUGCACCCGGUGGUGCUCGCCUCCAUCGUGGACAGCUUCGAGCGGCGCAACGAGGGCGCGGCGCGGGUCAUCGGCACGCUGCUGGGGACCGUGGACAAGCACUCGGUGGAGGUCACCAACUGCUUCUCCGUGCCGCACAACGAGUCCGAGGAUGAGGUGGCGGUUGAUAUGGAGUUCGCCAAAAACAUGUACGAGCUGCACAAGAAGGUGUCGCCCAGCGAGAUCAUCCUGGGCUGGUAUGCAACAGGUCACGACAUCACAGAACACUCUGUCCUGAUCCACGAGUACUACAGCCGGGAAGCGCACAAUCCAAUCCACCUGACUGUAGACACAAGUCUCCAGAAUUCACGCAUGAGCAUUAAAGCCUAUGUCAGUGCCCCGAUGGGAGUCCCUGGUAAAACUAUGGGCGUGAUGUUCACACCUCUAACAGUGAAGUAUGUUUAUUAUGAUACAGAGCGGAUAGGAGUGGAUCUUAUCAUGAAGACUUGUUUUAGCCCCAAUCGAGUGAUUGGCUUGUCCAGUGACUUACAACAGGUGGGGUCAGCCUCGGCCAGGAUUCAGGAUACCCUGACUAUGGUGCUGCAGUAUGCAGAGGAUGUAUUGUCCGGCAAAGUGGCUGCUGACAACACCGUUGGGCGUUUCCUGAUGGAUCUUAUUAACCAGGUGCCAAAGAUUUCACCAGAGGACUUUGAGACAAUGUUGAACAGCAACAUUAAUGACCUGCUGAUGGUAACCUACUUGGCAAACCUCACACAGUCACAGAUUGCUCUUAAUGAAAAACUUCUGAGUUUAUAAAGAAACUUCUGCCACUCGACCCUUCCUUCAAAAAGCCUCAAGAAUGAGCAGAUCACCACUUCUGUGGUGGUACAAAUUGCCUUGGACCAUAACUUAAUUACCUGGAUGACUUGGUUUACAUCUUUAUUUCUACUUCCCUGAAAAAUCCCUAACACAGUGCAGGUAAUGAACGGGAACUCAUGCAGAUUGGAUGAGCCCACUAUCUUAAAACAGAAUAAGUGAAGUUUUUGUCUUCUGGGUUUAUUUACUUGUAUUACAAAAUACAGCUUUAUUGUAAGAAUUUGAAAUAAACGUUCAAUUUUAUUGGCAAGGACACCUUCUGUCCAGAAAAAAAAUACUUUUUUUUUUUUUUUUGUACAACGAAUCCCCUUUUGUAGGAAAGGGGAUAACAUGGAUAACAUGGUAUCAGGAACGCAAACUAGAGUGGAUGCAAGUCAUUUCAAAUUUUGCAGCUUUCUUUUUGUUUUCCCCAUAACUUUUAAAGCACACAGGGAGGUGUCUUGCAUUGCACAUAAUAUACUUUUCCAGAAGGACUACAGAACAGUCACUGGCUUAUAAAUGGUGCUGUGUAAAUGGCCUUCAUUGAUGGUAUAUGAGACACCACAUUCAGUUUACAUUGUGCUAUUAUUUCUAUGCAUAUUUGAUCCUUUGGGAAAGGAAAUAAAGUAUAAUGGGAAUUACACCCUCAUAAAGUAAGGGUGCAGAGAAUUAAACUAGCAACAAAGUUCAUAGGGCUAGAAAACCCUACAAACCAUUGCUAUUGGCGUUUUCUUGUUUGCAAAAGAAAAGCACAGCAAUAUGCUUCAGUGAAUGUUUGAGGUUAAAAACUGGAUGUAAUCAAAUAGGAAUUCCCUGUUCCGUGACCCUGUACUGCUGGGUCAGAAACUUCCCAUUUUUUUUUCCCCCAAAUCUAUUUCACCUGGAAUUAAUUUUAGCAGAAGGAAAGCCAUUCUGAAUUGUAACUUUUAACAGUUUCAGCUAAUACAUUACCUUUGGUAGUCUGUUCAGCUGUAUUGCAGCGGAUUCACCUAAUACAGUAGAAGUACCCUGCUUCUACAACAUACCUGUUCAUGCUUAUGUUCUAAUGACUAUUUCUGAUGCAUUUGCACACAUCUGUUUUGAUAAAUGAAUUAGAAACAUCAUAGAGAAGCCUGCAAAGCCAGUGUUCACCUCAAAUACCAUUAUAGAAAGUUUACCACAUUAAUCCAAGAGUGAGAAUCCCAUUAAAAAUCUAUCAAUUCUGUUCUAGUUGCUCCUAUCUGGGGAAUUCCCUGAGUGGUUUAGUGCUAAAUUCUAAGUUCUAAUUGCAAGGGCAGGGCGCCUGAAAACUGAAAAUGUAGCAAAGAUUUCACCUCUUUUCAAAGGAGCAUUACAUGUGUUAAAACUUGCCUCAUUUUUACUAGUCUCACUAAAGGUUGGUUUCCCCUUCUAUUCUUUAAACUUAAUAUUCAGUCUUUGUCCACUUACACACAUUUUUCAGGUCACAGUGUUCUUUUGAAAAUAAGCCUUGAAAUUGAUGGAGGAAAAGAAUGAGCAAAGCUGGAUAGGUCUUUCAUAACUAUUGCAAUAAGCAGAGGAAAAAAAGCAUAUUCUUUCCCUGAUCUCUCCCCUUUGUAGUAAACUCUUGUCAUUCUGUGUUAGGAAAAUCAACAUGUAAGAAGAAAGAUUCAGAGUUGAAAGUUUUCAAGUUGAAUAGCUAUUCUAUUUAGUCAGCAGCUGUGUACAAAAUGCAAAGUUCUGAGAAGAAAGAUCAAUUUAUGAUCAUUACCAUUGAAAAGGUAUUGUGGAAUUUGCCACGCUCCUUACAAGUACCUGAAGAUGAACGAUGAUGCGUUACGAGGGAUUGAGGCUGUGUCUUCCUGUGUAGAAUGGUGCACUGCAAAGCAGGGGUGUCAGCCCACAAUCCGUAGGUUGAGCUGUAUGCUAGACAUCACAGCAACAAAUACAUAGAAUUGGAGUAGAAAAACACUUACUAUCUUAAAAAUGCUACAUUUGAUUCCAUCCAUUCUGCUACUGGGUGAGUGGUGUAUUGCGAACCUUGCUUUGACUGCAGAAUUUUCAAAUUUCAGUGGUCACUCUUGUGAAGGACAGUGUCGCAAGCACAUUGUAAUGCAUCAUUUUGCUUGAUUGUAAAGCCUGUGCUGUGUCAUUACAUAGGAGACUGAAGAAAGAGGCAUUGCCUUCUCUGAAGUUUAAAACUCUAGGCAGGAAAUCCUAGAGGUCUUCUAUUGCUCCACUGUAGGGAAUCUCGUAUCUAAAAACCUGAAAUUGCAUAAGUAAUCUGGUGGAAAAAGCUUGGGAGUCAAACAUCAAGGAUUUCAAGCUCUCAUUUGCUAUUAUUUGUAAAUCACCGAGUUCUUGGAUCUAUUAGGGGGAUUUUUUUCCUUUCUGUUUAGGAUGCAUUGCUCUAAAUAGUUUUGACAAAGCUAUUGUUAACUUUUUUUUUUUUUAAUUUUAUUGUUCAUUAUUUGUUAAUUGUCUUUUCAGUGAGCAUGAUGACGUCUGAUAACCUGCAGUUUAAUUAGCAUACAGACAUUACACUUUUUUUCUGACAUCUUCAUAGUAUAAGACUGUGCUUGUUUGCCUCUUUGAGCAAGCAAAUAUAAAAUCCACAAGCAUGUGAAGAUACUCUGUGUUGCUUACCAAAAUCAAUACGUGCUGGACGAACUCUAAUAGAAAUGCCUUAUUAAAACCACAAUAUUUCUUAAAUGAUUACAGUUUCAGCAGUAGAAACAGAAGUUGUAUACCACAAUGGAAAUUGCAGAUGCAUGAUAAUUAGCUUCCUUGUGUGCUCUGUUGUGCUGCAAGGCUUGCAGAUGACAAUUAGAUGAUUCUUCAUAAGAAGUUUGUGGACAGGCAGUAUGCAACAAUCAGGUUUCCUAUGACAUCUGUAAAGUACUUAGGAUUGAUGAUGCACAGAACAAUUGUAGUAAUGAUGACUGUAGGAUUAGACUAAGGUCUAAAGUAAGUCCUUGCGAACUGCAUUGUGCUGGCUAAA
Molecule: messenger RNA, 4003 nt
Organism: Oxyura jamaicensis (ruddy duck)
Lineage: Eukaryota; Metazoa; Chordata; Aves; Anseriformes; Anatidae
Gene: EIF3F
Product: eukaryotic translation initiation factor 3 subunit F
Exons: 9
Coding region: 16-1005 (329 amino acids)
Biological process (GO): translational initiation
Cellular component (GO): eukaryotic translation initiation factor 3 complex, eIF3m
Molecular function (GO): translation initiation factor activity; translation initiation factor binding; metallopeptidase activity
Source: RefSeq, a predicted model, not a curated record